Molecule: messenger RNA, 1771 nt
Organism: Dichomitus squalens LYAD-421 SS1
Lineage: Eukaryota; Fungi; Basidiomycota; Agaricomycetes; Polyporales; Polyporaceae
Exons: 2
Coding region: 223-1560 (445 amino acids)
Source: RefSeq, a predicted model, not a curated record
UUCAAGUCCCGAGUAGCGCCCAAAAUUCACUCCGCGCCACAUCUUAUUCACGUCCCCUCUACUUAUACGUAUCCGCUUCACCGUCUCCUCCGCCUCUAUCGUCCCUGCCCUCGAGCCCACCUCUCGAGUCUGCCUCUGUCCGGCUCGCUCGCCGGGUCAAUCUCACGAUCCGGCGUAUCCUCUACGAGGAAAAGGUGAUUUCAGCUGUUCACCAGAGCUAACAUGGCACUGUCACUCGUCAUCUCAGCCAUCGGGACAAUCAUCACCACCUUGGAAAGGAUCCAGACGGUCAGGGACCUGAUCGCCGGGAACCCGGCCAGCGCUAUCACCCUCAAUGACGUUCGGCGGAUGAUUCGAACGGAGACGGCCAGGUUCUUCGUUACCGUGGAGAUAGCCCGCCUCCAGAGCGACCGUCAGACUUUCUACAGCGCGUGGCUUCCGAGCAUCACUCGACGGACCACGCUGAAUGCGGUUGACGUCUCUCCGUCGGGAGCCCUAUAUAACGUCUUUCGGGAUAUCAGGUCCGCGAUCCAGCGGGUGAACAGCGGGAUCUACGCACUAGCUGCGGUUUUCAACUCGUACUCCGAUGCCUUGCACAUCGACGACCUAGUCUGCGGUCAGGCGAUCCUCAUUGAGUUGUUCGGGCUCCUCUUGCACAUGCACUCGGCGCACUCGACGCUCAACCAGGCGCGAGUCGGUGCUGCCUCCCUUGACGAUCCAAGACUUGACGCGGACACAAGAUUGGCUAUCUCCUUCGCGCACAAUGCGAGCGACAUCUUCCUAUGGCUUGUCCCGUUGACCUGGGGAAAGCGCAGGGAUGAGAUCAGCCAAAUCAACAGCGAACGCACGUGGAUUGACAAUGACUCCCGGCCCCCCUAUUACUAUGUCUACAGCUUCCAGGACAGAUACGACGCCUUAGCUGGCACACCCACAGCGAGUCGGCUAUCGAAGGAGCCGCGACAGUACCGCCGGUCGACGCUGCAGGAUGACAACGCGUACCACUGGACAAGCAACGCACGCGCAAAUCACGAACGACGAGUCCGAAACACGUAUGCGACAGUGGUCCAAAUCGCGGUACACCAGUUCCAUCGUGAGCUGGAGCGCUUGCUUCGCAUCAUGAAUAGAAGACUAGCGAUACAAACCAGCGGGGGGCGGCCGCCGCAGGGUGCCCAGCCUGGCAGGUUUCCGCAGUGGCGCCCACCGCGACGGGUCGCUCGGCGUACGCCCAGAGCGUCGGGAACGCGAAUGUCACGGCUCGCCGACGUGUCCCUUCCGGACACUCCAAUCCCAGGUGGUAUGUUCGCAGCAGAGACAAGCUACAAACCUCUGCGUCGUGCGUCCUCUUCUCCGACACUGGAUUGUUCAGCCGUCCUCGGUGAUGGCGGAGAUAUAUUCAGAGGCGCCAGCAGCGGCGAGGCUCUUUCACAUGAGUUCAACAUGGAGCUGGAUGUUGCAGUGUGGGACCUAGAGGUGGAGGAGUACUCGGCUCGUGCAGAAGAGGAGGAUUUGCUAGAAGUCGAGCCACGUAACCGAUCAGCACGCACAGGUCUGAAGUCGUAGGUCGUUCAUCGCAUCUUGGGAAUCCCGUCUGUUUGUCAGUAUACAGUAGCGUGUCACGUUUCUGUGCCAUUGUCAUGGUGGAGUAGAUGUAUCCGUUCACGGGCCUGUUCGAUGCUGUGGUUUCAUGCAUUCCGGGAAUAGUAGUCAGGUGCAAGGUUUCCUGUCAUGUCCUUCUCAUCGUCAUAUAGUACUCGCGCAUGGUUCAAAUCUC